Molecule: messenger RNA, 2656 nt
Organism: Erpetoichthys calabaricus (reedfish)
Lineage: Eukaryota; Metazoa; Chordata; Cladistia; Polypteriformes; Polypteridae
Gene: ranbp9
Product: RAN binding protein 9
Exons: 14
Coding region: 534-2372 (612 amino acids)
Biological process (GO): cell surface receptor signaling pathway; cytoskeleton organization
Cellular component (GO): cytoplasm
Molecular function (GO): protein binding
Source: RefSeq, a predicted model, not a curated record
GGCCACGCCGGACUCCUUUCUGUUGCGGACCUUCACCGAGGAUGACCCUCUUUCUCUUCUCGUCGGAAGGGCGACCUGAUAAGCACGGGAUGGAUGAAGGCUUCUUCGGUUAUCCAUUCGCACUGCCUGUCAGUCUGGUUCGCUACCGCCCCGCCUACCCCGAGUUGAGGAGCGCGGCUCGAUUAGCGCUGCCUGUCUUGUGUGCUCCGCACUGCUCUGCUGUUCUCCGCGGCCGCCCGAGGUCCGUGAAGUCAGUUUGUUAGUUUCACUCGAGACUCGCGGCUCCAAUCAAAUCGGCGGGGCUGCGGAUUCACAACAAACAAAAGAUCUCCUGUCCGCUUGCCUUGGAUUUUGCACCACUCACAUCGGCCCGCUUUUCCGUUGUUUUCUCUGAACUGACAUUGACUGCCGUGGAAUCGUUGACGACGCUCAAGUUAUUGUUAGCAGCUUUGUUGCAUUUAUUCGCAUUCUGAUUCAUUAAAAACAACGAUAAUUAGGGAGAGACGGGGGAGAAAAAGGCCACUGUCAUCGCCAUGUCCGGACAGUCCUCGGGCUGUGUCUCCCUAAUGUCGGUGGUGGUACACGGGGACUCGGCUCUCAAUGAGCAGGAGAAGGAGCUCAACCAUCGGCUGAAACGACUGUACCCGGCGGUCAACGAGCAGGAAACCCCACUGCCGCGAUCCUGGAGCCCCAAGGAUAAGUUCAGCUACAUCGGACUCUCUCAGAACAACCUUCGAGUGCAUUAUAAAGGCCAUGGCAAAACCCCAAAAGAUGCUGCUUCAGUUCGAGCCACACAUCCUAUCCCAGCAGCCUGUGGGAUUUACUAUUUUGAAGUGAAGAUAGUCAGUAAAGGGAGAGAUGGGUACAUGGGAAUUGGCCUUUCAGCACAAGGAGUCAACAUGAAUAGACUGCCAGGCUGGGACAAACAUUCCUACGGCUAUCAUGGAGACGACGGUCAUUCCUUUUGCUCUUCAGGCACCGGGCAGCCCUACGGCCCAACAUUUACAACUGGUGAUGUUAUCGGCUGCUGUGUGAACCUCAUUAAUAACACGUGUUUUUAUACGAAGAAUGGCCAUAGCUUAGGUAUCGCUUUCACAGAUUUACCGCCAAAUUUAUAUCCUACUGUGGGACUUCAGACACCUGGUGAAGUUGUGGAUGCCAAUUUUGGUCAACAUCCUUUUGUUUUUGACAUUGAGGACUACAUGCGUGAGUGGAGAUCCAAAAUUCAAACUCAGAUUGACAGAUUCCCCAUUGGAGAAAGGGAAGGGGAAUGGCAGACAAUGAUUCAAAAAAUGGUUUCAUCCUACCUGGUUCAUCAUGGAUAUUGCGCAACAGCAGAAGCUUUUGCCAAAUCAACAGACCAGGCGGUGCAUGAGGAGUUGGCCUCCAUCAAAAACAGACAGAAAAUACAGAAGUUAGUUUUAUCUGGAAGAAUGGGGGAAGCAAUUGAAACAACACAACAGCUGUAUCCAGGUUUAUUAGAAAGAAAUCCUAAUCUUUUAUUUAUGUUGAAAGUUCGUCAAUUUAUAGAAAUGGUAAAUGGGACAGACAGUGAAGUGCGGUGCCUGGGUGGUCGUAGUCCUAAGUCACAAGACAGCUAUCCAGGGAGCCCGCGGACAUUUGGCAGCCCCAGUAUGAGCCCCAGCCAUAGCGUGAGUCUUCACUGUUUGCCUUUAGUCAAACUUGGUGGAUCACACGGACACUUAUCAGGCUUUGACAACAACUGUAGUAAUGGAGUUAUAUCCAACAAACCGCACCAGUCCCAUUGUCACAAACACCAGCCGUCCAGUUUAACAACACCAGAAAUGAACAGUAUAAACAGUUCAAGAUCCCAGCAACCCAACAGCUACACCAGCAACGACGUGGACAUGGAAAUGGACCACUACAGUAAUGGAGUGUCUGAAUCCUCAUCUAAUGGCUUUCUAAAUGGCAGCUCCAAACAUGAUCACGAAAUGGAGGAGUGUGAGGCAGAAAUGGAGGUUGAUUCCACCCAGUUACGUCGCCAGCUCUGUGGAGGCAGUCAGGCAGCCAUCGAGCGAAUGAUCCAUUUUGGCCGUGAAUUACAGACAAUGAGUGAGCAACUCAGAAGAGAAUGUGGCAAAAAUUCUGCCAAUAAGAAGAUGUUGAAGGACGCCUUUAGUCUGCUUGCCUACUCCGACCCCUGGAAUAGUCCUGUGGGUUACCAGCUGGACUCCAUUCAGAGAGAGCCCGUCUGCUCCACUCUCAACAGUGCAAUAUUAGAGACUCACAACUUGCCAAAGCAGCCUCCGCUGGUCCAGGUGAUGGGUCAGGCUAUGCAGUGUCUCGGGCUGAUGGCGCGCUCGGGGAGCGGCUCUUGUGCUUUUGCCACUGUGGAGGAUUACUUGCACUAGCAUUGGCAUCUCGGAUUUGCCCUUCCCUGGCUGGCAAGCUCUGUCAAUAAAACAACAAACCGAGGAGAGUCUGUAUAAUGAGAAGGAAAUUAUUUUUUAAAACAUGGGACCUUGUGGGGACGGGUUCUGAUUGUCAAGUUUUCUUCCGCUUUCUAGUUUACAAGGCAUGGUGCAAAAUAUUUUUUUUGUUUGUUUUUUUUGUCUUGUCUUCUUAUAUGCAAAACUAUUUGUUCCCGUUUGAAUGAUGAUAUCAUCCCUGUUAGUAAUAAAAUGUUCCAAGAACA